Molecule: messenger RNA, 2492 nt
Organism: Pseudo-nitzschia multistriata
Lineage: Eukaryota; Bacillariophyta; Bacillariophyceae; Bacillariales; Bacillariaceae
Source: the annotation of a GenBank genome assembly
GAUAAUUUCUUCGCUAGUUUUCCUCCUUGCGUUCACAAAACCAAAAGCGUUCUUCCGGCAUGUACCUGCUACGWUACKGUGCACAUUGAGAYUCAAAAGAGGACGUUUUGGUGAUCUCCCGCCAUUACUUGAGAGGCCACGCAAUCAGAACAUUUUGACUUUCAUCGAAACUACCCUUGUGCAGUAUCUGUAUUCUUCUGURUGAUSUGCACCAUUGCCAUGAAUGGGUCCGGGAAAAAWUUCGCCAAAAAGUCGUGGCUCGUCAGCUUCUCAAUUCUUGGAAUUGCAACAACCGCAGUAGCUGUUGAAUAUCAUCCCACAAGUACCGCCGGAACAUCAUCUAUCGAUAUCGUACGCUCGGACGUUAUCGACCCAUCUAGUAGUGAGAAGCUUCCUCUUUUACGAGGGGGAAAGACGACGAUCUCGGACAKCAACCCGACGGUAACGAUACCAGAAGAAGAUCAGCCGGAAAGAAGAAGACGAUUAGGAGUUUCCAACAAAGAGUGUAUACUCUACCAGAUCGAUACGGAGUUUGGGACAGGMGAAGAUCACGAACAAAAAGAGGAAAAAUCUUCGGAAGAUUUCAUCCUUCUUGGAGCAAUCGAAGGAGCMGACGACCCUUUCAAUCCAGAGAAAACAUGGGCAUGCCAGUUUGACAAACAAUACGCCCUAGAAGUUCUCGGUCUCUCGGAUCCCCUCGUGGACCUUAUCGGAGUACCACUCGCYGAUUUUGGUACUCUUGAGGAUUCGCAUACGAUAACGAAUGACUUUCUUAGCAGACGGCGCAACCGCCACGUAGAAAGCGGAAAGACCAUCAUGACCUUCAAAAACGCCAUCAUCGAUCGCAAAGACAACACGAUGUACGUCGAUCUUCYGUCUACAAAGCUGGAGACACCGGGGUAUACGCAGGACGACACCCRUCGCCGUCUAGCGCCUCCUACGAUCGUUCCCUUCGCCGGGGAGAAGAGGACACUUGUUGUGCGUCUGACCAUGGCAGAUGCAAUGUACCUGGAGAGUUCUAGAGGGGGGCCUGCCCUUUCGGAACACGAUGUUCGAAAGCACGUUUACGAAAACCCCGUUUCGCUCAAGAGGAAGUACGAAGAAUGCAGCUACAACAAAACAAAGAUCGUGCCSUUCGACGGAACAACGGAGAGCAACGCAAGGGUACAGGGAGGAGUCGCGACGAUCGAAUUGCCCCGACACCGAUCCGAUGAAAUCCAGCAGGAAAUCGACGAACUCUCCGGAGCUGUUCCGCGGGCGAAACUCGUGCGGUAUGCCCGCGAAGCCGCGGAAUCCGAGCUGGGCGACCUCGAGAAGCAGUUCGAUUUCGUGUUGUUUUGUCUGCCGGAGGGGGUGACGGGUUUCUUGGCACUGGCCAUUCUCAAUCGAUUUGAUUCCUACUACACCAGUCCGUGGUGCACGCGYCCUUCCUUUCAGCUCCACGAGGCCGGACACAGCAUUGGGAUGGACCACGCCGGCGAAGAAGGCGUGUACGACGACAAGGUUGGGUACAUGGGAUUCAGCUACAACAACGUGGAUGGGCCAAGCAUGUGUUUCAAUCCUUCCAACAACUACUACCUAGGAUGGUACGAGGAGCAAGCCGAUUGGUACGAUCCACUCUCGGAUGUAUCGCCCCAGGGCAGAAAGUUUCUGAUGGUUGGCGUGGACGACUACGAUCCGACAAAAACCGUGGCCAAAAUCAACCAUUCGAAGCGCCAUCCGGUCACCGUCUCGGAACUCGUGGUCCUGCAGCUCCACCAGACGGACGAAGAUACCGACUUUUACAUCGGAUACAACCGCAACACGGGGAUCAAUUCCGGAACCUCGGAGAACAUAAACGAGGUGCUGAUCCUCCAACGAAUGGGCCUGGCCAACCAAUCGGCAACGACGAAGAAGAUCGCGACCCUCAAGCUCGUCGGAGACAUCCACGAGAUCCGGGACUUCAACGGAGAAUCCGGGCGCUCCGUCUAUGUGUCUUUCGAAUCGCUGGCCCCGAACGGGACGGGCGUCGUCGUGCGGGUCUCGAGGGAAAAGCCGGCCCCGAUCGAAAAGCCGGCCCCGAUCGACCCGGACGCCCCCGUCGACCGAGCGGACUUUUUGUGGAAGGGCAACCCCAACCGGGACUGCACCUGGGUGGGAAAGAAACCRGAGAACCGUUGCCGGAGGUCGUGGAKGAAGAAAASCGUGGGUGCCCACUGGUGUCCGGCCACCUGUGCCGGUGUGGACAUUACGGUGGUCGACAUCGACUGCAGCAGGGCCUUCGACAAGCCGGGCUUUGAUUUCAACUUCGACUCGAGAAAGAACUGCCAUUGGGUCGCUGCGAAGAAGAAAAGGCAAAGGAAUCGGGUGUGCAAGACGAAACACAGAGGGGAAAGUGUUGCCACGUUCUGGUGCCCCAUGGCGUGCAAGCGCUGCCGAGCGUAGGAGCCAGGGGGWCAUUUACGUWCGAAAGAAUCAUAGAAGCCGUUGUAAAAUAAAAUAMAAAWUAAARU